Messenger RNA from Aedes albopictus (Asian tiger mosquito), 1811 nucleotides. RefSeq names its product cytochrome P450 4d1. The record is from RefSeq and is a predicted model, not a curated record. The transcript is spliced from 5 exons. Gene Ontology annotation, molecular function: oxidoreductase activity, acting on paired donors, with incorporation or reduction of molecular oxygen; iron ion binding; monooxygenase activity. Lineage: Eukaryota; Metazoa; Arthropoda; Insecta; Diptera; Culicidae. Bases 147 to 1655 code for a protein of 502 amino acids.
AUGUGCAAACCCCCUAGCCGAGAAGUUUUUCCUUUUGGUUUAGUCGCAGCCGGGCGGUCGACGCGGGUUAACUCAAUUUUUGCACUCAGCUGCCUGGCGUCGUCGUGUGAAUUAUCGAGUUCUGUGCGAGUGAUAUAAUCGCCGCGAUGUGGUUCCUGCUGGCGCUGCUGGCCGUCCUGUGCUUGGCGUGGACGAUCUACCGGAAGUUCGCCAGAACUUUGGAGGUUUCCGGCCAAUACUCGGGACCACCGGCGCUUCCGAUCCUGGGCAAUGGGCUGUGGUUCCUCAACAAGCAGCCCGAUGAAUUUUUACCGAUCAUUCAACAACUAACCGACAAAUUCGGGGAUCUAUUUCGUUUUUGGCAGGGUCCUGAAUUCACAUUGUACGUAGCUAGACCAUCCAUGAUUGAGACCAUCCUAACCAACAAGCACUUGACGGACAAAUCCGGUGAGUACGGCUAUCUCUCCAACUGGCUUGGAGAUGGCUUACUGCUCAGCAAACGAAACAAAUGGCACGCUCGAAGGAAAGCCAUCACUCCAGCUUUCCACUUCAAAAUCCUCGAACAGUUCGUGGACGUGUUCGACCGAAAUGCGACCGAACUGGUGGACAUUUUGGGGAAAUAUGCCGACAGCGGUAAAUCUUUCGACAUGUUCCCCUACGUGCUGCUGUAUGCUCUGGAUGUGAUCUGUGAAAGCGCCAUGGGAACAUCGGUGAACGCUCUCCGGAACGCCGACUCCGAAUACGUACGGGCAGUCAAGGAAGCAGCCAACGUAUCGAUCCGAAGAAUGUUUGACUUCAUUCGGCGAACUCCUCUGUUCUACCUAACUCCGAGCUACCAAAGACUGAGGAGAUCCCUGAAAGUCCUCCAUGGCUACACGGAUAACGUGAUUAGAUCUCGCCGGAUGCAGCUCAAGAAUAAAACAGACGAAGCGCGUACCGUCUCCGAUGAAUUUGGAACCAAGCGAAAGGACGCCUUCCUUGACAUGCUACUGCAGACGAGCAUCAACGGAAAACCGCUGACCGAUCUGGAAAUCCGAGAGGAGGUUGAUACCUUCAUGUUCGAAGGGCACGACACCACUACCUCGGCGGUGGUCUUCACGUUGUUCAAUCUAGCCAAGCAUCCGGAAGUGCAGCAGAAGGUUUACGAUGAGAUAGUGUCGGUAAUCGGGAAGGAUCUCAAAAAACCUAUUGAGCUUUCUGAUCUACACGACCUGUCCUACCUGGAGAUGGCGAUCAAGGAAACACUUCGGCUGUAUCCAUCGGUGCCGUUGAUCGGUCGGAGGUGUGUGGAGGAGAUCACUAUCGAAGGGAAAACAAUUCCGGCUGGAGCGAACAUCAUCGUCGGAGUGUUCUUCAUGGGACGGGACCCGAACUAUUUCGAAAGACCGCUGGAGUUCAUUCCGGAUCGGUUUGCAGGGGAGAAAUCGGUGGAGAAGUUCAACCCGUACAAAUACAUCCCGUUCAGUGCUGGUCCACGGAACUGUAUUGGCCAAAAAUUCGCUCUCAACGAGAUGAAAAGUGUGAUAUCGAAACUUUUGCGCCACUACGAGUUCAUCCUGCCGGCCGGCAGUACCGCCGAGCCUCUGCUUGCAUCUGAGUUGAUUCUGAAACCGCACCACGGAGUCCCGCUGCAGAUCAGGCACCGAGGCCACUAGCAUUACUCUUCCCGCCAAAUGGCUACUUUGUGUGUAUAUUAGUAGUUAGAAUAUGAACCUUAUGUUGAUACGAUUAUGUGAUCCGAUGAUAUCAAUCUGUGACAGAUGUGACAGAUCCAAAUAAAAGCGAAAAUGUUCAAAUCUAACAGUCACCGA